GUAGUCGUGUCAUCCAGGUUUCGCACUUCCUGGUGGUUUGACAACAGUUUGUGUCAGAGAAAACAAACAUGUCGGGUUCCUCCUCAGCGUGAAGCUGCUGUUCGUGUCUGUGAAGCCGCUGCAGAGCGCGAGACAGAAGAGGAAACCGGCAGCUAACGUGCUUAUGUGCUAAUGGACGUGUUGUUGCGCGUUUUCCCUCCAGACGUCGUUUCACGUUUAGCUUCAUCGGCGGAGGCGAGUGCGGACAUGUAGCUACUGUGGAGUGUUUCUGAGAAGCAUCCUCGUCUCCUCCAGGUGUAGCUGUGUGGUUGUGUAGCUCUCUCUGUGUGUGUGUGUGUGAGCUCAGAGAAGAAGGCAUCCGCUGUGUUGUGUGUGUUUGUUGUCUUCCUCUUCACAACGUUAGCAAACUGCUGGGGGUUUGCGCCUUUUAAUUUGUCGAGAUAAGAGGAGCGCGACGCGACCAUGAGUUUCUUCAGCUUCGGACAGAGUGCAGAGAUCGACGUGGUGCUGAACGACGCCGAGACGCGGAAGAAAGCCGAGCACAAGACCGAGGAUGGGAAGAAGGACAAGUACUUCCUCUUCUACGACGGAGAGACCGUGAGUGGGAAAGUGAACGUCACGCUGAAGAGUCCCGGGAAGAGGCUGGAGCACCAGGGCAUCAAGAUCGAGUUCGUUGGUCAAAUAGAGCUGUAUUACGACAGAGGAAACCAUCAUGAGUUUGUCUCGCUGGUCAAAGAUCUGGCGAGACCUGGUGAAAUAACUCAGUCGCAGACCUUCGACUUUGAGUUCACUCAUGUUGAAAAACCUUACGAGUCCUACACAGGCCAGAAUGUCAAGCUAAGAUAUUUCCUUCGCGCCACAGUGAUCCGAAGACUAAAUGACAUCAGUAAAGAGAUGGACAUCGUGGUCCACACACUGAGCACUUACCCCGAACUCAACUCUUCCAUUAAGAUGGAGGUUGGAAUCGAAGAUUGUCUCCACAUCGAGUUUGAGUAUAAUAAAUCCAAGUACCAUCUGAAAGAUGUUAUUGUGGGGAAAAUCUAUUUCCUGUUGGUGAGGAUUAAGAUAAGGCACAUGGAGAUUGAUAUAAUCAAACGUGAGACAACAGGCACCGGCCCAAGUGUAUACCAUGAAAAUGACACUAUUGCCAAGUAUGAGAUCAUGGACGGCGCUCCUGUCAGGGGGGAAUCCAUUCCAAUCCGGUUAUUUCUGGCCGGUUAUGAUCUGACCCCAACGAUGCGAGACAUCAACAAGAAGUUCUCUGUGCGCUACUACCUGAACCUGGUGUUGAUCGAUGAGGAGGAGCGACGCUACUUCAAACAGCAGGAAAUCACACUGUGGAGGAAAGGCGACGUGGUCAGGAAAAGCAUGUCCCACCAGGCCGCCAUCGCCUCUCAGCGGUUCGAGGGCUCGGCGGCUUCGGAGAGCGCCCUGGAGCGGGCUGCGAGGGAGGAGAGCGGGUAGAGCCGCCGCACCCCCCGUCUCCUCACACAAGACUCAUCAGCGUCUGCGUCGGAGUAGUGAAGGCACCCGUCAACCGUACAUCAUCUCGUCAAGCAGCUGUUUUAUUGGGGAGGAAGAAGGGAGGCAGACAUGUGACCAAUGGAACCG
Molecule: messenger RNA, 1611 nt
Organism: Pleuronectes platessa (European plaice)
Lineage: Eukaryota; Metazoa; Chordata; Actinopteri; Pleuronectiformes; Pleuronectidae
Product: vacuolar protein sorting-associated protein 26B-like
Exons: 6
Coding region: 463-1464 (333 amino acids)
Biological process (GO): retrograde transport, endosome to Golgi; intracellular protein transport
Cellular component (GO): endosome; retromer complex
Source: RefSeq, a predicted model, not a curated record